AUGUCUGCCAUCACGAUCCAGCCGCCACUCUCCCGACGCGGUCACGGCCCCGGCCUCAUCAUAUUGAUUGAACAAGGGAUCGAUCUGACCAAGCAUGAUGAGAUCUUGGAUCCUCCGCCGGCUCAGAAAUGGGCCGAAGAGGGUUAUGCAAUCGCUCAAGUUGUUGUAACGCCUGAAGACAACCAAGUUGCCCAGAACGUCAGUUCUGCAAUCGAAAAACUCAGAGCCCUCGAUAGCUGUGAUGACAAGUACAAGUUCGGUGUUAUCGCCUGUCUUGCCGCACCGUCUCCGCAUGUUGUCAAAGCAUUGGAGAAGUAUCCCGAAAUCAAGGCCGCUGUAUUCUUCAACUUCUCUCAGUCUCUUAACAUUCCCACUCUAUCACAUCUUAUCGGGGCCGAAAUCGACAUCCCUCAGACAAACCCACCAUCCAAAGCAUACUCUUAUGCCUCAACUCGGGCAGGCGAAUUCUUUUUAAUCCCGAGACACCCCAAUUUCAAUGCCAAUGCUGCCGGUUUAGCCCAUACCCGCACGUUGACUUUUUUGAAACCCAUCCUCGGAGGGCCCUAUUUCGAUCUUGAGGCUGUCUGGGAAGAGCACACUCUCUUCGAGUUUGGAGAACGAAAUGUCGAGAAAACCAUGGCCACCAUGGUGGAGCAGCCCUAUGAGGUCAACCACAUCCCUACGCUCACUGGCGGUAUAGGUCGAGCCCAUCUUUCCAGCUUUUACAGAGAUCAUUUCGUCUUCAACAACCCCGAUGACACUGAGCUGGAGUUGGUAAGCCGUACAAUCGGCAUUGAUCGAGUGAUCGACGAGUUUGUUUUCAAGUGUACCCACGAUAGGGUCAUAGACUGGCUCCUUCCCGGGGUUCCACCAACUGGAAAACACCUUUCCAUCCCAUUCACCAGUGUUGUCAAUGUCCGAGGAGACCACCUCCAUCACGAGCACAUUGCAUGGGACCAGGCAACCGCAUUGCGCCAGCUCGGUCUGCUUCCGGAGUAUCUUCCCUUCCCAUACCAAACCAACGGUAACGGCCCGUCUAGUGGUAAAAAGUUCGAGUACCGGUUGCCCGUGGCCGGCGUGGAGUCUGCGCAGAAGCUUGUGGACGAGGGCGCGGUUAAGUCGAAUAGUAUGUUUGAAUACAGGACGAGAGAAGUCGACGCUUAG
Molecule: messenger RNA, 1164 nt
Organism: Colletotrichum truncatum
Lineage: Eukaryota; Fungi; Ascomycota; Sordariomycetes; Glomerellales; Glomerellaceae
Source: RefSeq, a predicted model, not a curated record